CCACAUGAAAGACGAACCGGGUAAUAUCUUAGAUUCAUAAUCACGAACAGCGGUCGUGAUUAGCUAUAGCUACUUUCUGCAAAGAGUUGGACACCCGUCGGAACCCCACUCUUUCAGUAGCGGAGAGCCGGUGGGAUUCCGAUAUAUCGGACACCCCCCCCACCCCCCCGGUACGUCUCCGCAAUUGUACAGAGUAAACAAAGUCAUCUAUUAGUUGUUCUUCCAUCGAUGGGAAGCAGAGUGGAUAUCGCAGUGCUCUCUUAGCUACUUGUUAAACAAUCAUGGCACAGUUCAAGGUCAUUGUCGUGGGAGGUGGACUGGCUGGUGCCCUGUUGGCAAACGGACUGCAGAACAACGACGUGGACGUGGUGGUGUAUGAACGGGAUGGGAGAGAUGUGGAAAGAGAAGGGUAUCAGAUUCGGUUGGGUGAGUCUGCUAUGCAUGGAUUUCGCGCUUGCCUAAAAGAUCAGGAUAUUGCAGCAAUCUCGAAGAGUUUCGGUCAGUCCUCGGUCUCCGGCUCGACGGCACCAACGAUCAUGAAUUCUCGCUGCGAAGAGAUCCUCGACUUGACAGCUAUCCCCUCGUAUGCGAAGUCUUUUGCCAUCAGUCGAGUUGUACUUCAUGAUAUCCUAACUGAGCCCCUUAAGUCGAACGGGCUCGUGAGGUAUGGCAACACUUUCUCUCGGUACGAAAUCAUCCACGACACAAACGGAAACGAGAGAGUACGCGCUUAUUUCUCGGAUUCUUCCUUCGAUGACUGCGACAUUCUGAUUGGUGCCGAUGGAAGUCGUUCUCAAGUGAACAGAGAAGUUGGACUGCGAAACAUUGUCUCGAUCAACACUCACUGGGCGUUUCUUGCGAAAGGAAGCCUUACACUGGAUCAGGUGUACGAACUCCCUAGUCAGUUGCGUCGGGGACCGAUCAUCGUUUUUUCAAAGGGCGCUACGUUAUACUAUUCUUUAUAUCUCCCAUCCCCACGAGCCGAAGAUGUUGAUAGUUCACGUCGUGAUGAGAGAAAAGCGUUCUUCUUCUGGGUUUUGAGCAUUCCAAGGAGCUACUCUCACUACAAAAGUGUAGCUGAGAUCCCCGACAAAUUCGAAUUUUGCUUGAAUUUCAUUCAGGACUGGGACCCGAGAUUUGCACAGUUACUGUUGACAGCGGCCAAGGACGAUGGUACCGCGGAUAUAUUUGUAUCACCAUUACGAGCUAGUAGCAAGCCCUCACCGCGCUGGCGUAACAUGCUGGAGAAAGCCGCAGAACCAUCUCGAGGACAUCCCAGAGUUUGGUUGAUCGGGGAUGCCAUCCACGCGAUGCAGGCCAAUCGCGGCCAAGGAGCAAACCAAGCUCUGCAUGACUGUGCCGAAAUCCUCCCCGAACUAUUAUCAUUGCAUCAAGAAGCAAUGACCGGCGUACCACCUUCGACGGAUCAGGUUCGCAAGGCUUGUGCUCGCUAUGAAGAUCAGAUGGCCGAGCGCGCUUUUACUUGGGUAAGGAAAAGCGGAGGCACCUCGAUCGCCACUCUCGACCUGGAUGGCUUCGUGGGUAAGUUUGUGUACUAUGUCGGUAGGAUUGUGAUACCGAUUUGGUCCUUUUUAUACAACCUUUUUCGUAACCCUCGGCCCGAAAAGCCAUGGUGAUUGGAUAGCCAAUAGAGAUGACGGCGCAACGGACAUCGGGCAUAUAUACCUACCGUGUAAUUCGUUAUAGGCCAAGGCAGAUUAGGAAUGGGCAUUAGGUCCCGAUGUCGAGAACGCGGGGACUGAGCUCGGACAUUCUGCUGCGAUACCCCUGGUGUAACUAAUUGGCAGGGACGAAAUAGUGCAUCUAGGUUUUGAUCUUUGAAGCUUUACCGAGGUGACGAUAACACGCGCGGGUAUAUUACUGAUGUUUAGUUCGAAUAGAAUCAUAAUGCAGCGAAUCGAGACCCCUACAUUGGCAUAGACCUAGAGAUUAGCCAG
Molecule: messenger RNA, 1958 nt
Organism: Aspergillus ruber CBS 135680
Lineage: Eukaryota; Fungi; Ascomycota; Eurotiomycetes; Eurotiales; Aspergillaceae
Product: FAD/NAD(P)-binding domain-containing protein
Exons: 6
Coding region: 282-1637 (451 amino acids)
Molecular function (GO): FAD binding
Source: RefSeq, a predicted model, not a curated record